CGUGGCAGAGCUAAGCCGCCCUCCCGCGCCAGCCAGCUCCAAUGGCAAUUCCUCCGUCGUACGCAGACCUUGGCAAAUCUGCCAGAGAUAUCUUCAAUAAAGGAUAUGGGUUUGGGUUGGUGAAGCUGGAUGUGAAAACAAAAUCUGCAAGUGGAGUGGAGUUCACAACAUCUGGUUCUUCGAACACCGACACUGGAAAAGUUAAUGGGAGCUUGGAGACCAAAUACAAGUGGGCUGAGUAUGGGCUGACUUUCACAGAAAAAUGGAACACAGAUAACACUCUGGGAACAGAAAUUGCAAUUGAAGAUCAGAUUGCCAGAGGCUUGAAGUUGACGUUUGAUACAACUUUCUCACCAAAUACAGGAAAGAAGAGUGGUAAAAUCAAGUCAGCAUAUAAACAUGAAUGCCUAAACCUCGGUUGUGAUGUUGACUUUGACUUUGCUGGGCCUGCAAUCCAUGGUUCAGCUGUCUUCGGUUAUGAAGGCUGGCUGGCUGGUUAUCAGAUGACUUUUGAUAGUGCCAAAUCAAAAUUGACAAGGAACAACUUCUCUGUGUGUUACAAGACUGGAGACUUCCAACUGCACACUAAUGUCAAUGAUGGUUCUGAAUUUGGUGGGUCAAUUUACCAGAAAGUGAGUGACAAUCUUGAAACUGCUGUAAACCUGUCCUGGACAACAGGUAGCAACAGCACUCGCUUCGGUAUUGCAGCUAAAUACAAGUUGGAUUCCACUGCUUCUAUCUCUGCAAAAGUGAACAAUUCUAGUCUAGUUGGAGUGGGUUACACCCAGACCCUGAGGCCAGGUGUGAAGCUUACUCUGUCUGCCCUGAUAGAUGGGAAGAGCAUCAAUGCUGGUGGCCAUAAACUUGGUCUUGGCCUGGAAUUGGAGGCUUAAAAAGGUGAAGAAACUGCUGCAGAGAAGGGAUAUCAGAAGAAUUUGGCCUUAAAAUGUAUUUCCAAUGUGACCAGCAGGCUUUUUUUCCCAAGAAGGAUGACCUAGAACAAGAGCUGUAUUUGAAGUAUUUAGACAGUUACUUGUUAGCUGGUUUCUAGUUAAAUUGGUUACCCAUCUAGUUACAAUUCUGCAUUAGUGCAGUCACUUAAACAUUAUUUAAAUGUAUUUAACUGUUGAAUGCGCUACCCACAAAUAAUGAAAUAGACAUUUAUGAAAACUGUAAAAA
Anas platyrhynchos (mallard) is the source of this 1179-nucleotide messenger RNA. RefSeq names its product non-selective voltage-gated ion channel VDAC2-like. Gene Ontology annotation, biological process: monoatomic anion transmembrane transport. Gene Ontology annotation, cellular component: mitochondrial outer membrane. Lineage: Eukaryota; Metazoa; Chordata; Aves; Anseriformes; Anatidae. Gene Ontology annotation, molecular function: voltage-gated monoatomic anion channel activity. The record is from RefSeq and is a predicted model, not a curated record.